Molecule: messenger RNA, 3386 nt
Organism: Oncorhynchus tshawytscha (Chinook salmon)
Lineage: Eukaryota; Metazoa; Chordata; Actinopteri; Salmoniformes; Salmonidae
Product: SPRY domain-containing SOCS box protein 3
Exons: 7
Coding region: 593-1708 (371 amino acids)
Biological process (GO): proteasome-mediated ubiquitin-dependent protein catabolic process
Cellular component (GO): SCF ubiquitin ligase complex
Molecular function (GO): protein binding
Source: RefSeq, a predicted model, not a curated record
GGGCAGAAACUGCUUCGCCGAUAGAAAUCCCGCUUCAGGCGAUGUCGGGGGCGACGCUGGCGAGCUAAAGAAAUGCGUAGAAACACCGCAUCGGGUUGACGGACGUCUCGCGCCAAACUGCGCACGUGCAAGCCUUCAAAUCAAAGGCACUCCUUAUUAACUAUAAAGUCAUUUGUGACGAAAAUGAACACGUGUCAGUUUCGCACUUUCAUGAUGUUGGAAUAAUAACGUGUUGAACUACUUAAAACAUUGUUAGAAUCCAGGUUGUGCCUUUAGAUUUUGAGAAAAGUAAAAACGAAGGAAUACUUUUUGACGUAUGUCAUUGAAGUCUCAAAUCCGGCCUGGUCUGUUUGGCAAGCGUUUCCGGAAGUCUCGCGAUGUUGCGCCUCGGUUUAGAAACUCUGUCAUAGAGAGUGACUUAAGCUAGUUGGCCGACUAGCAUGUUAGUAAAGAAAGUACUUCGCUGCAAAUGUUUCAAAAAGAUAUUGGCCUAUAUAGUCCUGUGGCAUUUAACGAAGACUAAGCGUUUAUUUUUAAGUGUCGGACAGGAUACGGACGGCUGGUAACGUUACAAUACAGGUGUCCUGCUGCAAUGUCAAGGCGGAGCAGGAACAGCCGGGCAUGGCGUUACGUGUGGAGUGGACUACGGCGAGAUGCUGAUUCCCGGGCGCUGGUACUGUCCUCAGAAAGUGAAGAGUGGGGCUACGAACGCUUACAGUACAGUGACUCAGACUCUGAGCCAGACUACCGUCCCGUGGUGCCACCGGUCCCCAGUGCCGUGCCCGUUACCGGAGAGUCGUACUGCACCUGCGACUCCCAGGCCGAGCCCAGCUACAACCCACAUCUCCGGGGCUUCCACCGCAUCAAAGACUGCCACUGUGGAGAGGAAGACCAGGACUUCGACUGGGUGUGGGACGAUAGUAACCGCUCCAUGGCCACGUUGAUGACCUGCGACAACCGCAAAGUCAACUUCCACACGGAGUACAGCUGCGGCACAGCAGCCAUAAGAGGCUCCAAGGAGCUGGCAGAUGGACAGCACUUCUGGGAGAUCAAGAUGACAUCACCAGUGUACGGGACAGAUAUGAUGGUAGGCAUCGGAACCUGUGACGUGAACCUGGAUAAGUACAGACAUACCUUCUGCAGCCUGUUGGGGAAAGAUGACGACAGCUGGGGUCUCUCCUACACUGGUCUGUUACAUCAUAAAGGAGACAAGGUGAACUUCUCCUCACGUUUCGGCCAGGGCUCAAUCAUCGGAGUGCACCUGGACACAUGGCAUGGAACACUCACCUUCUUUAAGAACCGCAAGUGCAUAGGGGUGGCGGCUACGGAGCUACAGAACAAGCAUUUCUACCCCAUGGCGUGUUCCACAGCAGCCAAGAGCAGCAUGAAGGUGAUCCGCUCCUGCUUCACGCCCACUUCCCUGCAGUACCUGUGCUGUGCUCGCCUCCGCAAGCUCUUCCCUGAGUGCCCAGACACCCUGAGCGUACUGCCGCUGCCCCCUGGCCUGCGCCACCUGCUGCACAAUAAGCUGGGCUGGGUCCUCCGCCUCAACAACGGCCUCCUGGGGGCUCCAGGGAGGGGGGGCUUGGGGUCUCACUUGCCCCCUACGCCCCCCUUGGCUGGGGCCUUGUCCUCUGAAAGCGAUGACUCUGAGGGGUGUUCGUCAGACCCGGAGGCAUGUCAGAGGAAGAGAUGUCGUUGGACGUGACGGGAAUCCGGUGUGACCCCCAAUGUAAACACAUGGGGUGUUUCCUAAAUUACACCCUAUUCCCUAUAAAUAGUGCACCACUGGUCAAAGACCCAUAGAACUCUGGUCAAUAGGGUGCCAUUUGGAUGCAGCCAUGAACUGGACUGGAUCCCUGCCCCCUCCCUGAGACACACUCACGUUAUAACCCCUUACACACACACACACACAUAUGUUACCAUUAAUGGUGAUCCCAGGACCUAGGGACAGUGUUGUGGGAACAUUUAAUCAAGAUCAAACGAAUGUGACACUAAGACCUAUGGCCAAACUUCAGUGUACAUUAACAGUAUAUGCAACAACAAUGAUGACAUGAAAUCAAUGAAAAGAGACCAAGUGCAGCAUUAUGUGGAUUGUCACCAUGCUUUCUCCUUGUACGUGAAAUGCUGGUUGGAUUGCUAUAAGAGUGGCCCGUAGUAAGGCCCUAUUUUAAGUUUCUGUUUUAGCUGACCGAAGAACGAAGUUGAGUCCAGAGAGUAGUCGCAAUUUGUUGCGCUUUCACAUCUCCAUGACAACAUUUAUUUGUUACCUUUUUCCUCCCUCUUUGUUGUGCCUUUGUCUGGUCAUGGCACGAAAAUCCAAACAAUCAAUGUUACAUUAUUAAUGCAAGGUGUAAAUAAGACAAGACUCGCACUCACAAUUUGACAUUUUCUAAAUAGGAGAAAAGGACUGCUUUGGAGGUAGUCCUGGUCAGAUUUAUUACAUGUAAAACAUGACCUUCAACAACUAUCCUAUCUGGAAGACCCUAGUCCCUAGAUCAAUGUUGAUGGAGUCUGUCUGACCAAUGGUUAAAGUGAUGCAAUUUGGCGAGAGCUUGCGUUUGUAUGUCAUUAGCUGUUCUCUAAUGAAAUCAUAACUUCAUUAGGCUGGCAUUAACACUGGAAUUUAAUCAAAGUUUUGGAAAAUCUAUGGGAAAAUGUCUGUUCUUGCUCUGCAAGAAUACACAGAUCAAGUAAUCCGUUAUUUUGUUGUUAAUCAGCACAUUUGUUUCGGAGCAGGAACAAUCUUUAUUAUUUUGUUUAAAUCAGCUUGACAAUAUAUUCCCCUGAAUUAUUUUUGUCAUAUCGACACCAGACAUGGCAUCAACAUGUAUUUUUAAUUUAUUUAUAUUUAUUUUUUAACUAGAUGUUGAGGGGGGUUCUGAUUUAUUUUUCACUCAAUACUGCCGUCAUAUUAAAUAUGGGUUGGAGCAGUGAUGACUUAACAGUCAUCACUGCUCCAACUUACACAUACACACGCCAUCUAUGUUGAACUGUGAGUUGUCACGCACCAUUCUUCUACUGACCUCCCUGUUAUGCUCUCCUUCCGCUUGAUGGUUGACUCGUUUUGUCUGUUAGUUAUUUGAUUUUGUUGUCACAUGCAUUUGGUUGGAACCCCUGUGCGUCCAAUGGUUGGGUUGCAGACAUUGUACUGAAUAAAGAAGGCAAAGGGGGUAGAAAAGGGGUGUCCACAUAUUAUAACAUAUAAAUAUAUCUGUGUUUUAUUAUUUUUCAGUGUACAAUGUUGUUUAUUUUAUGCAUCAAAACACUUGUGUGUAUAUACAGUGCAUUCGCAAAGUAUUCAGACCCCUUGACUUUUCCCACAUUUUAUUUCCUAGAGUUGGCCGGACGAGUUUUGGUGGUUCCAAACUUCUUACAUUUAAGAA